CGACGAAGAUCACCAUGAUACCACUGUCAAUCAAAUGCUGGUUCCCAGGUCGCACCAGGAGGAUGCCACACUGAUACUGAACAAUCUGCUCAAGGAAUAUGACAAGACGCUUCGGCCAGACAUUGGAGUGAAACCAACAGUCAUCGAUGUGGGCAUAUAUGUCAACAGCAUCGGGCCUGUGUCAUCCAUCGAUAUGGAGUACCAGAUCGAUAUCAUCUUCGCCCAGACCUGGGUGGACACCCGUCUGCGGUACAACAGCAGCAGCAUGCGGAUUCUAACCCUCAACAGCAAUAUGGUUGGCUUGAUCUGGCUGCCCGACACCAUCUUCAGGAAUUCCAAGACUGCCGACUCGCACUGGAUAACAACACCCAAUCAGCUGCUACGGAUCUGGAACAAUGGAAAAAUACUCUACACACUGAGGAUGACCAUCAACGCCGAAUGCCAGCUGCAACUGCAUAAUUUCCCAAUGGACGAGCACUCCUGUCCUCUCGUCUUCUCCAGCUACGGCUACCCGCGGGACGAGAUUGUGUACAAAUGGAGGCGAAACUCAGUGGAAACUUCAGACCAGAAAUACUGGAGGCUUUACCAGUUUGAUUUCAUGGGGCUCAGAAACACCACAGAUGUGCUCACAACAACAGCAGGUGACUAUGUGUUGAUGACAGUGUACUUUGACCUCAGUAGAAGGAUGGGCUACUUCACUAUCCAGACCUACAUCCCCUGUAUCCUCACUGUGGUCCUCUCCUGGGUCUCCUUCUGGAUCAAGAGCGAUGCUACACCUGCAAGGACAGCCCUAGGUAUCACCACAGUGCUGACCAUGACCACCCUGAGCACAGUGGCCAGAAACUCGCUGCCCAGAGUGUCCUACGUGACGGCCAUGGACCUGUUUGUCACUGUCUGCUUCCUGUUCGUCUUCGCUGCCAUGAUCGAGUACGCGAUGCUCAACUACUACUCCUACAGUAUACGCAGACCUCCGGCCAAGACACAGAGAAUGAGUCAGCCACCGCUGCUGUCAUUUCACUCUCUCCAGAUCCCCUCCCUCUUCAUUAUGGGUCGCAACCCUCGGACCAUGAUGCCCAUGGGCAACUCCCUCUUCUGGCACGACUACGACGACAACUGCCUGUACGAGUGCCUGGACGGGAAGGACUGCAAGAGCUUCUUCUGCUGUUACGAGGAGUGUAAAGAAGGCGGCUGGAAGAGAGGACGGAUCCACGUCAACAUCCGUGAGCUGGAUUCCUACUCUCGGGUUUUCUUCCCCACGUCCUUCUUGCUUUUCAACAUUGUCUACUGGGUCAGCUACCUCUACCUCUAG
Messenger RNA from Toxotes jaculatrix (banded archerfish), 1309 nucleotides. Its product is annotated as gamma-aminobutyric acid receptor subunit gamma-3-like. Gene Ontology annotation, cellular component: postsynapse; dendrite membrane; neuron projection. NCBI's taxonomy places the organism in Eukaryota, Metazoa, Chordata, Actinopteri, Toxotidae. The record is from RefSeq and is a predicted model, not a curated record. Gene Ontology annotation, biological process: regulation of postsynaptic membrane potential; synaptic transmission, GABAergic; gamma-aminobutyric acid signaling pathway. The transcript is spliced from 10 exons. The coding region runs from base 35 to 1309 and encodes 424 amino acids. Gene Ontology annotation, molecular function: transmitter-gated monoatomic ion channel activity involved in regulation of postsynaptic membrane potential; inhibitory extracellular ligand-gated monoatomic ion channel activity; GABA-gated chloride ion channel activity.